GUGGCCGUGGCGCUGCUCGGGGGCGCCUUCUACGAGUGCGCCGCCAGCGGGAGCGUCCCCCUGGCGCGGCGCCUGUGUCGGGGCCGCGAGCCCACCUGCGAGGCCCAGCUGCCGCUGGCGCCCUGCCGCCAGGCCCAGGAGUCCGACGCGCAGGACCUGCUGAAGGAGCUCAAGGCCCAGUCGCAGGUGCUGGGCUGGAUCCUGAUAGCAGUUGUCAUCAUCUUCCUUCUGAUUUUUACCUCUGUCUCCCGAUGCCUAUCUCCAGUUAGUUUCCUGCAGUUGAAAUUCUGGAAAAUCUAUUUGGAACAGGAGCAGCAGAUCCUUAAAAGUCAGGCCACAGAGCAUGCAACGGAAUUGGCAAAAGAGAAUAUUAAAUGUUUCUUUGAGUGCGCACAUCCGAAGGAAUCCAACACCCCCAGCAUUAAAGACUGGCAGCAAAUUUCAUCACUAUAUACUUUCAAUCCAAAGGAGCAGUACUACAGCAUGUUGCACAAAUAUGUUAACAGAAAAGAGAAGAGUCAUAGUAUCAGAUCUAACGAAGGAGAUGCAGUGAUUCCUGUUCUUGACUUUGUAGAUACACCUGGUAUGAACAUUGCUGCUGGGUUAUGACCUUAUUAAUGAAUACGGGGAAAGUUCUUUUGAGUUUUUGCUUCAUUAAAAAAACACAGACUUUGGUAUUGUUUGUGACUGCUCUUUUUUCGAUUUCUCAAAUUGUGGAAACAAUUUUAAAUCAAAUAAAAAAUUAGAACUUU
This is a messenger RNA of Leptonychotes weddellii (Weddell seal), 752 nucleotides long. Lineage: Eukaryota; Metazoa; Chordata; Mammalia; Carnivora; Phocidae. The record is from RefSeq and is a predicted model, not a curated record.